Messenger RNA from Acanthoscelides obtectus, 795 nucleotides. The record is from the annotation of a GenBank genome assembly. NCBI's taxonomy places the organism in Eukaryota, Metazoa, Arthropoda, Insecta, Coleoptera, Chrysomelidae.
AUGGAGUCCCGCAUCAGUGAAAAAUUAUGGAGAAUGAUGCGUGCAGAUAACUGUCUUAUUACGGAAUCUGCGUAUGCUGGUGCAGUAGUCAAUGUACAGGAUGUGCGAGCCCCUUUGCCUGAUACAGCUGUUGCUUCCAGCAACCACCCUGCAGAGGACCCUAUAGAAGUUGGAUUUAAUUUUGUACAAACAGAUCCAUCAGUAGUACUUCUUGAUACACCUCAUGACAUUACGAAUACGGAAGGAAAUUUCUCAGACGACUCGGAUAUUGAUCCUAUUUAUGUACCCGAAGAAACAACAGAUUCUGAUUCAUCUAUUGUGCCAUUUAUACCUCAUGAAACCAAAAACCGAAUUCAGGUGCCUAAAAAGCGUAAGAUAACGCCCAAAGAAAGGAAAGGCAGAAAACGUGUAAAAAAUACAAAUGAGUGGAUUGAUGUUCGAGCUAAGAAGGAAUUAAACUUGGGCAUCGAACAUAAAAACCGGAAAGGUACAAUUAUUCCCGCCAAACAGAUAAAGAAUCCAUGUAAAGAAAACUGCAGAAAUAAAUGUCGUCAAAAAAUAAGUGAGGAAGAGAGAAAAGCAUUGUUCGAGGAGUUUUGGAAAAUAGGUGAUCAUUCUAGACAAUGGGAUUACAUAGUUAGGUAUGUCAAAACAGUGGAGAAGAAGCACGUAAAACGGACAGAUAGCAAAUCAAGACGAAAUCAUUCUAGAACAUACCAGCUUCUUGUCAACAACAAGGAAAUAACGGUUUGUAAAACUAUGUUCCUGAACACCUAUGGAAUAUCAGAGCAGUAG